Messenger RNA from Penicillium verrucosum, 237 nucleotides. RefSeq lists its product as uncharacterized. The coding region runs from base 1 to 237 and encodes 78 amino acids. The transcript has a single exon. The record is from RefSeq and is a predicted model, not a curated record. Lineage: Eukaryota; Fungi; Ascomycota; Eurotiomycetes; Eurotiales; Aspergillaceae.
AUGGAGCAAGUCGAGUUCCCGGCUCAGCUUCGUCACUGGCAAUAUUCUAUCAAUCAAGAGGGUGCCAGAUCUUUGGUAGAAGAUUUUACGUACUUACGGAGACCCAAGCGUGAAUCAUCCCCACUUGCUUUCUGGAUGUCUGCAUGUGAUGAGAAUGCACUGGAAGACGAACUACUUGAAUUUGCGUCUGCUAACUUCCGAGAGCGCAUUGGAAAGCCGGCUUCUACGGCAGCCUAA